Triticum dicoccoides is the source of this 1527-nucleotide messenger RNA. RefSeq lists its product as uncharacterized. NCBI's taxonomy places the organism in Eukaryota, Viridiplantae, Streptophyta, Magnoliopsida, Poales, Poaceae. The record is from RefSeq and is a predicted model, not a curated record. The transcript has a single exon. The coding region runs from base 1 to 669 and encodes 222 amino acids.
AUGACUUUUGCAUGCACAUGGCCACUCGUCAGCCCCUCUCUCUCCCCUCUCCCUCCUCUCUCCUCCCCUUUCUUUAUUUUCUUUCUCCUCUCCUCUCCCUUUCCUUCCACACAGCGUGCAUGGCCGGGCAAGGCUCGCGGACCAUCUCCUUCCUCCUCGCUUGGGCGCCAUGGCCACCAUCCUCGCAAGAUCCAGCCCAUCUCCUCCGCGUCCGCCGAGUGGGCGUUCCGGCGGACCCGGUUGGCGCCGUCGCUCGCCGCCGAGUACGCGGGCGGCCCGCUCAAGCGCUGGUGGGACUGGGAACGAGGAGGAGGCGGCCGCGCUCGGCCGGGGCACUUGGGCGUGCGCUUCGGGGUCCGCCGCGUCGUCGCGUCCGACCACUCGCUGCCCACCACGCAGCGCCUAGAGCGCGAAGCCCGCGAACGACGCCGCCACGACUGCCCCCGCCGUGGCGGGACGGGCGCGGGCGUGGGCGGGCGCGGCAUGGGCGGGCGCGGCCGUGGGUGGGAUGACAAGGGCUCGUGGGGGCACGCCAAGCACCCCGACGGCCAUGGCUUCUGGACCUGGCACAGGGCGCGUGUGUCGCGCUGGAGGACGCCGUCGUCCUCGCGCGGUGCCUCAGCUCCGUCGUCGGGAAGGAGCGGGAGAGGGUGGAGGACGCCGUGGUGAGGUUCCCCAUUCGUGCGGAUCAGCGACGGCGCGGCUGUGGCCUGGACGGCGAGGCGUGGGCACGGCGCGGUGCGGGCGGGACGGGCGCCAUGCGCCAGGUCCAGAAGCCAUGGCUGGUCGAGUUGCUCGAGACGCCCGGCAGGCCACACUGGUCCUGGUCUCCGGCGAAGGGGAUGGAGUCCACGCUGCUGUCCGUGGCGGCAAGCAGCGCCGUGGCAAGGGCGGCGAGCAGGAGGGCCGAGGGCGGAGGCGGCGAGCGGCAGGCGAGGCGGCCUGCCCUGCGGUGACGAGUGGAUAAGUGCGUGGGUGGGGCCAAUGAGUGGACAUUUUCUCGUUCACAAGGAAAAAAUUUCGCCGGCAGCCCCCCAGGAGAUGCUCUUAAGUAUAUAGGAUACUAAAAAAAUCCCAAAGAUCCUCAUGUGUUGUUGUUCUGAAAUCAUCAUUCUCCAGGUUAUUGAUUUCCUGUCAAUUUCAACAUGUAGGUCUCCAGCCAGCUUGAGUAUGCACCAAACUCCUAAAAUAGCAGAGAUAUAAAUUCCAUGCAUAUCCACAUCUCUCAUAAGGUAGUCGGCUAAGCUAAUUAAGAAUUGCCAUUUUCACAUUGCUUUCCAAGGAAAGAUUUAAAAAGGACGGCCGUUACUCGUCACAAUCUCAGCCGCCACAAUUUUCAGUAUAAAGCAUACCUGAAUUCCAAUAUCACGAUCCCUCCUCCAUCAUUCCCCCCUGAAUUCGAAGGCUCGAUCCAAAAUCAUCAAUCAGCUUCGAAAUUCGAUCUUAAGAGUUCAGACGCACAAGGCGAUCAAUCUAAUGGCGGCCGCCCGAGAAAGACGUCUGCCGCAGCUGCACCUCACGCUCGAC